Messenger RNA from Symbiodinium natans, 915 nucleotides. The record is from the annotation of a GenBank genome assembly. Lineage: Eukaryota; Dinophyceae; Suessiales; Symbiodiniaceae.
AUGCCGCCAUCAACGUUGGCGAAUGCCAUUGCGGCGAGCGAGGUUGCCGAGAACAGGGCUGGGUUGGAGUGCUUCACUGACAAGGAGCGGACGUCCGAGUUCUGCGAGGCCACGGAUCCGGCCGGCAACCUUGAGUCGAACAGCUCGGCAGGGCACAAGGAGUACCAAGACAGACUCCGGACGAUCGCGCUCCGCAAGGUGGGCCGAGUGGUUCUUACAGAGGGCUUCGAGAAGGCCGAGAUUGCUGAGGUCCAUGACUACCUCAGAACGGACUUCUGGCGAGACAUUGAAAUCAUCCGUGGUUUCGGCAAAGGGCAGAGGAUCUACGAAGAUGCCUUAACAAGCAUGGAGUGGGUCCAGCCCAUGGCCGACGGUCGCGAGUUCAAGAACGGAGGCGGUUACCGGCUCAAGUACGACAAGGAGGGCCGCAUGAGGCCACAGGGCAAUCAGAAUGCGAAAGAUGGCGUGAUCCCUGGCAAGCUGCCUGAGCUGGACAAGCUGAUGCAGCGGGUGAUGGUCGAGCAGGGAAUCGACGACCGUGUGCUGAAGAGGCCAGGCCUCCUGUGGUAUCCGGAUGGCAAUGCUGACGCCAUCGUGCAUCGGCAUGAGGCGUGGACAGCGUUGAUGUCCUUCGGAGCACCACGGAUUCUGACUAUUGAUGGUCAACCCGUCCUUCUCCGCGACGGCGAUCUCAUCGUUUUCGGCACUCAGCGGCAUGGUGUUCCGAAGAUGUGCUCGGAAGGAUCCAGCUUCGGGGACUACGGUGGCCGCAUGUCCGUGGUCAUGUUCUUCAUGCCCACGGGCCAGCAAGCCACAGGCGCGGCACCAUGGAAGGCCAUCCACGACUCCGGUCCUUCACGAAAGGCGGGUGUGUCGGGUGUCGGGUGUGUUGACAUCGACAUAUACCGGCUAUGA